CUUUAUCUGAGCAAGAAGAUGUUAGAGUAACUCUAGAAUACAAAUGGAAAAUGAUAAUAAAACCAACCUAUGCUGAUCAAAAAAUUUAUUGGGGUAUUCUAGGAGUUACUCGUUAACGUCAUGGGCACAGGGCCGAGUAAAAGAGAGCUUCAGCAUUUUUUGAAAAGAUUCGGGCUCGAUAAAGAUUCCGUUUCCUCACCAGCCACAACACUAUCACAAUCAAUGAUAGAUAUACAAAGGAACGCUUACAACAAUUCUUUAACCAAAAGGCAAACACCACAAGAGUAUGUCGAUGCUCUACUAACACCAUCCUAUAAUCAACUUGCAUUGACCAAAAUUGAAGGGCCAUUUGAUAAGUUAGAAUGGCAAAAUGUUGGAAAAACGCUCUACAAACUACAGAAAUUAGGCCUAACAUCUAUUGUCAUAUCCGAUAAUCCUCACUGGAAAGCAGACAAAUCUACACCAAAUGAACUAUCCAAAAGAAUGUUGCGCGAAACCAUGGCCUUGGUUGAAGCUAUUGAGAGAUCAGGAGGACGUGCUAGGCUUAUUUACGGCUCAGCAUUGGAAAGGUGGAAUAACACAAUUGACGUUAAUCUUGACUUUAUCCUAUCAGCACUCAAUAACAAUCAAAUACCAGUGAUUGUGCCUAUAUUAACAGAAGAGGAUGGACUUCUUAAGCCUAUCUCUGCUAAUAGUGCAGUUACAGCUUUAUCGCAAAGAUUAGCUAGUCAAGCAGUGGAUCCUAAACUUAUCCCGUCGAAAAUAGUCGUCAUUAAUCAAGAAGGAGGCGUCCCCAAUCACGAGAUACCUGGCACAACGCAUAGUCUAGUGAAUGUACAGGAGGAAUUCGCUGAUAUUCAAUCGGCUUUUCAUAAGCACGUCCAUUGGAAAGAAAAUUAUCCAAACACCAUGGCCGAUUUAUCUAUGAUUCGUGAUUGUUUAGAGCACCUCCCCGUUACUUCAUCCGCCAUUAUUGCUCCUACCAGCUCUCUGCCAACUGCUCUGAUUACUAAUUUGGUCACUGAUAAACCGCUAUAUUCUUCCUCAUUGCCCAUCAGUCAUCACAGCCGCAUCAACCAAACAAAAACUACAGUACUUCGUCAUGGAAUAAAGAUAAACAAUCAUUAUGAUUUCAAGGAACUAGAUCUAAAACGAUUGACAGGACUUUUAGAAAGGAGCUUCCAAAAGAAAGUGAAUGAGGAGGCUUUUUAUGAAAGAUUGAAAAAGGUUUUGGCGGGAGCUAUUGUUGCUGGGAACUAUGAAGGAGCCGUGAUUAUGACUCGUGAAAAGGCAGCAGGAGCAGCAACAAUAGGUAUGGGAGCGAAUUACCAUGCCUAUUUGGACAAAUUUGCAAUUGCGCCAUCAAGUCAAGGUAUCGGUUUAACAGAUAUUCUAUGGAAAAAAAUGUGCGAUCAGUAUCCCGAUUUGUUAUGGAGAAGCCGGCAUGAUAAUGGGGUUAACAAAUGGUAUUUUGAAAGAUCAAGUGGAAACCUUCGUCUAAAGGGUACAAAUUGGGUUCUGUUUUGGUAUGGUCCCAAAGGAUAUAAAAACAUUGAAGAAUACGCAAGCAUAGCCUCUUCUAUUCCCCCUUCUUUUUAUUAACCUGCUAUUACAGAAUCGUCAAUAUGUAUAAUAAAUCAUUCCAGAAAACAUAUAGUAUGAUUUUGGUUGUGUAUCAGGAAUAUGCAUAGGCUUGCUGUGUAGCUUGAAACCCUUUUAGGGCCACACAUAUGGGUGGACCAUAUGGUGUUUCGCCUUUGAUUUUAGGAAACAAAAGUUCUCCACGCUGCAUUCCAAUUCAGCAAAAAGUAAGCUUAUUUCAGCUGCUUACUUCAGCUUUUUUCAUUUUGAUCGCACAAUCUCGCCAUGGAAACAAACAGAUUUGCCCACCAAUUCUGACACCGGGAGCACUGAUCAUGC
Mycotypha africana is the source of this 1920-nucleotide messenger RNA. RefSeq lists its product as uncharacterized. Gene Ontology annotation, cellular component: mitochondrial matrix; cytoplasm. The record is from RefSeq and is a predicted model, not a curated record. Gene Ontology annotation, molecular function: acetylglutamate kinase activity; arginine binding; L-glutamate N-acetyltransferase activity, acting on acetyl-CoA as donor. Gene Ontology annotation, biological process: L-arginine biosynthetic process. The transcript has 2 exons. Bases 121 to 1602 code for a protein of 493 amino acids. Lineage: Eukaryota; Fungi; Mucoromycota; Mucoromycetes; Mucorales; Mycotyphaceae.